Molecule: messenger RNA, 1201 nt
Organism: Gopherus evgoodei (Goodes thornscrub tortoise)
Lineage: Eukaryota; Metazoa; Chordata; Testudines; Testudinidae
Gene: MMAB
Product: metabolism of cobalamin associated B
Exons: 8
Coding region: 16-732 (238 amino acids)
Molecular function (GO): corrinoid adenosyltransferase activity
Source: RefSeq, a predicted model, not a curated record
AGAUCUGUCGGACCAAUGGGGAGCCAGCCGGGCCGAGUGGUGCGCGAGUCGGGUGACAGCGCCUGGCGCGGCCACGGGGGCCGAGAGGGGUCAGAGGUCAGGGCCCGGAGGCCGUGGCAGCCCCAUGUCGGCGGGGCUGGGCCGGGGCUGCCGCCGGCUGGCGCUGUGCUGGCCGCUCCGGGCCGGGCUGCGGACCCGGGCACACAGUCAGCAGGGAGAGCCGGGCAGCCUGGAAAUCAAACCCAAGACAACCCACGUUCCAAAGAUUUACACAAAAACAGGAGACAAAGGGUUGCUAGUGAAUUAAGCCAGGAAAGUGGCCACACGUUUGUCCAACAACUUCACAAAAUCCAGUGUAUGCUACAAGAUGUUGGCUCCAACAUUGCAACUCCUCUCUCCUCAGCCAGGGAGGCUCACUUAAAACGAACAUCCUUUAGUGAAAAGCCAGUGCUGGAGCUGGAGCAGUGGAUUGAUAAAUACUCAGACCAACUUCCACCUCUCACUGCUUUCAUUUUGCCUUCUGGAGGUAAAAGUAGUGCUGCUCUUCAUUUCUCCAGAGCAGUCUGCCGAAGAGCAGAGAGGCGUGUUGUUCCUUUAGUACAAGCAGGAGAGGCAGAUGCAAACGUGGCCAAAUACUUGAACAGACUUAGUGAUUUUCUCUUCGUUUUGGCACGUUAUGCUGCAAUGAAGGAAGGGAAGGAAGAGAAAAUAUAUACAAAAAGUGAACCAUAAAUUGGAGAUGAGACUGUACUUUCUAGAUCAUGAAAAGCUAAAUCCGGCCAAGUUUUUCCUUCUGCAGGCAAGGUGGAGAGGAGAGAAUGAGCAUGAAUUGAAAGUGUGAAUUGCCACCAAUUCCCCACAAUAAAAUCAUUCAGGAACUUGUUUAUAACACUGUAGAAAUCAUGCAGCCCUUCUGUAAAACUAACCACCUCUGAGCUAGCGUCCAGAUCAAAGUGUCAGAUUCUGAAUUGUUUUCGAAACUGCUUCACAUUGUGUUUGACUCAGGCUGGGGUGUGAGCUAGGAGGCUUCAAAAGCUUCAGAAAAACAAUACCAUCUUUACAAAUACAGUUUAAUGCUCAGAGCAGUGGCAGCUGUGAUUGAAAGAUCUCUGAUGAAAGGAAGAAAGCAUUUAGCUGCUGCACAGAUUCAGGAGCCCAGUCCAAAAGCUCUGAAAAAUAAAUGUGAUUUACUUACGCCAAA